GCUGCGUCGAGCCGGGAGCCCGCGCUCGAGCCCAGCGGGGGGGUUUCAGUUUCUGGCGCGAACUUCCGCCGCUCCGAAGUUGCAAGGCGAACUGGCGCGAUGUCUGGGGACAGCAGCGGCCGCCGGCCCGAGGGCCGGGGUCGGGGUCGCGACCCUCACCGGGAUCGCACCCGCUCCCGCUCCCGCUCGCGGUCCCCGCUGGCCCGCCGCGGCGCCGCGCCGGAGCGCAGGGAGGCAGCGGAGCACCCGAGCUUGGAGGACACCGAGCCGUCCGAUUCCGGGGACGAGCUGAUCGACCCGGCCUGCUUGGAGGCGGAGUACGACCAGGGCCUGUGCCGCCAGAUCCGCCAUCAGUACCGCGCUCUCAUCAACUCCGUCCAACAAAACCGGGAGGACAUACUGAAUGCUGGUGACAAGUUAACAGAGGUCCUUGAAGAGGCAAACACUCUGUUCAAUGAAGUGUCACGAGCAAGAGAGGCAGUUCUAGAUGCCCAGUUUCUUGUUCUGGCUUCAGACUUGGGCAAAGAGAAAGCCAAACAGCUGCGCUCUGACCUAAACUCAUUUGAUAUGUUAAGAUAUGUUGAAACUCUGCUGACACAUAUGGGUGUAAAUCCGCUAGAAGCUGAGGAAGUCAUCCGUGAUGAAGAUAGAACUGAUUUUGAAUUAAUUGUCUAUGACUCCUGGAAAAUAUCAGGCAAAACAGCAGAAAACACCUUUAAUAAAACCCAUACAUUCCACUUUCUGUUGGGUUCAAUACAUGGAGAAUUCCCUGUGCCAAAGCCAAGAACUGAUCGUCCAAGACAACCUCGCAUGAUCGAAGAGCAGCGGUCAAUGCCUGCCCAGUUGAAAUGCAUGGAAGAAUCUCAUCAAGAAGCAACUGAGAAAGAAGUAGAAAGAAUCUUGGGACUGCUGCAGACAUACUUUAGAGAAGACCCUGAUACUCCAAUGUCCUUUUUUGAUUUUGUGGUUGAUCCACAUUCUUUCCCCCGUACGGUGGAAAACAUCUUUCAUGUUUCCUUCAUUAUACGGGAUGGUUUUGCAAGAAUAAGACUUGACCAAGACCGACUACCAAUAAUAGAGCCAGUGAUUAAUGAAGAAAGCGAGGGAAUUGACCAAAACACUCAAAUUAGGAGUCAAGGAAUUAUAGCUUUGAGUUAUCAUGACUGGGAGGAGAUUGUGAAGACCUUUGAGAUUUCUGAGCCUGUGAUCUCUCUGAGUCAGAGCCAGCAGCGGCUAAGUGCCUGAUGCCAGCUGAAGGACUGAAGGCAAUAGUGAAAUCCUGAGAGGAAAGCAGCAUGUGUUGUAUAUAUGUAUAAUGUUUUUAAAGGUGAAGAUUGUUUUUAGUAAAUUGUAGCUUUUGAUAGUUAAUAGCUUUGUCAUGGUUGUCUUUGAUUAAAGGAAAUUCACUGCCAUA
Psammomys obesus (fat sand rat) is the source of this 1414-nucleotide messenger RNA. RefSeq names its product NSE4 homolog A, SMC5-SMC6 complex component (gene Nsmce4a). Gene Ontology annotation, biological process: DNA repair. NCBI's taxonomy places the organism in Eukaryota, Metazoa, Chordata, Mammalia, Rodentia, Muridae. The record is from RefSeq and is a predicted model, not a curated record. The transcript has 11 exons. Bases 100 to 1245 code for a protein of 381 amino acids. Gene Ontology annotation, cellular component: nucleus; Smc5-Smc6 complex.